Messenger RNA from Heterobilharzia americana, 546 nucleotides. NCBI's taxonomy places the organism in Eukaryota, Metazoa, Platyhelminthes, Trematoda, Strigeidida, Schistosomatidae. The record is from the annotation of a GenBank genome assembly.
AUGAUUAAUCAAGAAAAUUGUCCAUCUGUCCCUGUGUCAACAUCAACAGCAGUAUCUGCUCCAUCAUCAUCGGGACUACAACAUCAUAUUUCAAUGAAACUAAGUAAAGUCUCAGGGAAUGUGUUUAAACUAGGUUCCAGUUCAGGUGCAGGUGUAACAUCCAACGUUACCACUGGCAAUGAACACACACUUACGCUGGCUACAGGCGUGGCUCCAACAAUAAUCAAUAGUUAUGUGCAAAUCAAUUAUUUAGGCUCAGCUGGUGGUGCUGGGAUACAGCCUAUGCAACAAAAUGUUAUUGAGGCUAUACAGUUGUGGGCUCCAAAUCAAAUGAAUUUCAUCCAUGAAUUACUUGAUCAACAGAAAACACAAUUUUAUCAAAAUUUAUCCUUCAAUCAACGUCAUCUUGAAGGUGAAUGGGAAAAAAUAGAAAAAGAGCUUACACGGGAGCGUGGUUUAUGGGGGAGAACCACUCCGGAUCCUUUAGCUAAAUGGGAACUUGAUCCAACUGAAGGUCCUCUGAGAAUGAGGAAACGUAUGAUUUGA